This is a messenger RNA of Colletotrichum graminicola M1.001, 2352 nucleotides long. RefSeq names its product wyosine base formation. The record is from RefSeq and is a predicted model, not a curated record. Gene Ontology annotation, biological process: wybutosine biosynthetic process. NCBI's taxonomy places the organism in Eukaryota, Fungi, Ascomycota, Sordariomycetes, Glomerellales, Glomerellaceae. The transcript has 2 exons. The coding region runs from base 1 to 2352 and encodes 783 amino acids. Gene Ontology annotation, molecular function: FMN binding; 4 iron, 4 sulfur cluster binding; catalytic activity.
AUGGCGUCCUACCUUGAACCUGCGGGGUUCAAGGACAUGCUGAACAACGCCCACGAUGCGUGGCAGCAAAUUCGUAUUCCCGUAAUUCUUUUCGCGGCUUUCGGCUUGCUCGUUCUACGUUUCUAUCUACACAGCACCAAGGAGAAGGGAGAAUUGAAGGCGAUCCCCAAGGUCUAUAAUAGAGAAGAGUCUGCGACCAAGCUUGUAGACCAAAAGAAGGAGGCGAAGACGGAUGGUGAACUCAGCCCGCCGAGCCCUACCGCCGAGCCGAAAGCGCAGAAAUCGAACGGACCCAAGAGGAUAAAGGGCGGUCUAGUCAAGCGAGCCACUUCGGACUCAUCGAGAGGAGAAGCCCUGGCCCGCAAGAUAAGGCCUCUAGUCUUCUUCUCAAGCAUCACCGCAAACACGUCUAAGAUUGCAAAGGAAUACGCAGAACGCCUCGAAAAAGAGCUGCAAAAAGUCGCCACAGACACCAACUGCUUUUUCGCUACGCCCGAGGUCCUCGAUCUUGCCGAGGUCGACUUUGACGACUAUUUCAUCACCCCGCCCAAGUCGGAGGAGGACCCUGCCGAGCUCUUCUACCUCUUCCUACUGCCGAGCUACAACAUCGAUACGAUCAACGACACUUUUCUGGAACACCUUCAGGAGACUCACCAUGACUUCCGCAUUGAUACUGCUCCACUGUCUUUGCUCCUUGGAUACUCCGUUUUUGGCUUUGGUGACAGAGAGGGUUGGCCGACGGAGGAUGACGGUUUCUGUUUCCAGGCCAAGGAGGUCGACAAGUGGAUGGCCAAGUUGACAGGCCGGAAGAGAGCUUUCCCCGUAGGGAUGGGUGACACGAAGAGGGACUACACCGAGCGGUUAUCCGAAUGGUCCGAGGGCGUCGUUGAUGUACUCGGCAUGCUGGCCAAGACGGGCAGCUUGGGUGAGGGUCUUCCCGGAAGUGGCGCCCCGGAGGAGAGUGACGACGAAUCCGCGGAAGAGGAUGAUGAUGAAGUUCUCAUUGAGGACUCGGAGGCUAAGCCCGAGAAGCUGAAGAACCGCAAGAAUAUUGAUGACGUCGAGGACCUGGGCCGAAUUAUGAAGAGCUCAAACCCGGACGCGGGCACAAAAAGCCGCACGGUGGCGGCACCCAUCGCCGUUGACUUCACAACGUACGGCAAGACAGCGCAGAAGAAGACGCCCACAUCCGUGGUCAAGGAGAUGGUGCCAAAGAACUCACCCACCUACGCAUCACUCACAAAGCAGGGCUACUCCAUUGUAGGCUCACACUCAGGCGUUAAGAUCUGCCGCUGGACCAAGUCGGCUCUCCGCGGCCGCGGCUCUUGCUACAAGUAUUCCUUCUACGGCAUCAACUCGCACCAGUGCAUGGAGACGACGCCUUCGCUUUCGUGCUCUAACAAAUGCGUCUUCUGCUGGCGUCACGGCACAAAUCCCGUCGGCACGACCUGGCGCUGGGUCGUCGACCCUCCAGAGCUUAUCUUCGACGGUGUAAAGGCCAAUCACUACAGCAAGAUCAAGAUGCUCCGAGGAGUUCCUGGUGUUCGCGCCGAGAGGUUUGCUGAAGCCAUGCGCAUCCGGCACUGCGCUCUCUCCCUCGUCGGCGAGCCCAUCUUUUACCCUUACAUCAAUGAGUUCCUCGGCAUGCUCCACGCCGAGCGAAUCUCCUCUUUUCUUGUCUGUAACGCCCAGCACCCGGAUCAGCUUGCCGCCCUCAAGGCUGUGACGCAGCUGUACGUCUCCAUCGACGCCUCCAACAAGGAGUCUCUCCGCAAGAUCGACCGCCCCCUGCACCGGGACUUCUGGGAGCGCUUCCAGCGGUGUCUCGAUAUCCUAAGGGAGAAGCGCUUCAAGCAUCGCACCGUCUUCCGCCUGACCCUGGUCAAAGGUUUUAAUGUCGACGACGAGGUCGAGGGCUACGCUCAGCUCGUGGAGAAGGGUCUGCCUUGCUUCGUCGAGAUCAAGGGCGUCACGUACUGCGGUACCUCGACGGCGUCCAACGCUGGCCUGAGCAUGUCCAACGUCCCCUUCUACUGGGAAGUAGCCGAGUUCGUCAAGGCGCUAGAGAAGAGGCUCAACGAGAAGGGUCUUGGGUACGGCAUCGCGGCGGAACAUGCCCACAGCUGCUGUGUCCUACUUGCAAGUGAACGUUUCUAUGUCGAUGGCAAGUGGCACCCGCGCAUCGACUACCAGCGCUUCUUCGAGCUGCUGGAAGAGCGCGGCCCGGAUGGUGACUGGAGGCCGGAGGACUACAUGGGCGAGGCGACACCCGAGUGGGCUACCUGGGGUAACGGCGGUUUCGACCCCCGGGACGAGAGAGUGGACAGAAAAGGCAGGAAGAUUGAAAGGUAA